This is a messenger RNA of Rangifer tarandus platyrhynchus (Svalbard reindeer), 669 nucleotides long. NCBI's taxonomy places the organism in Eukaryota, Metazoa, Chordata, Mammalia, Artiodactyla, Cervidae. The record is from the annotation of a GenBank genome assembly.
AUGCGGGCGGCGCCGGGGCGGAGAGCGGCUGGGGGUGGGAGGAAGGAAAGCCAGAGGAGAUCGCAGAGGAGAGGGGCGGGCCGGGCCGCGGAGAAAGGGUGGGAGGGGGCGGGGGGCAGGCACGAGUGCCUGCGCCCGGGAGCCUCAGUAUUCCCAUCUGUGAAAUGGGCCUGGGCCUUCGGGCGCACCCGCAGGUCCGCACGGCCUCCGACACUAGCGUGCUCCGCGCGGGGGAAGCGUGGCCGGCCAGGGCGCAGAGGGGCCAGACCCAAGGGGCGGGAGGCGCGCGCUCAGACGCGCCUCGCGUGGCUGCGGACCCGUCGGCGUCCGGCGUCCGGUGUCCGGCGGGCCCAGCUCGGGACCGUCCCGGCGCUCGCGGCCUCGGAGAUUCCGCCUGGGGCUGUCACCGCCCCUGUCCCGGAGGAGGUCGGGGGACACGACGACUCCGGGCGGCCCCAGUCCGCGCGGCGAGGCUGGGACGAGGUCGAGUUUCACACGCACGUGACUCGAUCCCGGAUACCCAGACACUCUCCCCGGCACACGGCCCUGCGCCUAAAAUGUCCACGCAUCUCCCUGGCCCUAGCCUCUGCCCUGGCCCCCCAGGAGAACCGGGCAGCCCUCUCUGUAUCCUCGGCCGCAGCAAAGAACACCUCGGCUGGAGCGCGCUGA